This is a messenger RNA of Protobothrops mucrosquamatus (brown spotted pit viper), 1547 nucleotides long. RefSeq names its product L-threonine 3-dehydrogenase, mitochondrial. The record is from RefSeq and is a predicted model, not a curated record. Gene Ontology annotation, biological process: L-threonine catabolic process. Lineage: Eukaryota; Metazoa; Chordata; Lepidosauria; Squamata; Viperidae. Gene Ontology annotation, molecular function: L-threonine 3-dehydrogenase activity. The transcript has 8 exons. Bases 7 to 1137 code for a protein of 376 amino acids.
UGAAAAAUGCCCGCCAUCAGGAAUUUGAGUUGUGCUGUUAAAUAUCUGUUGAACAAACCUGGCUGUGGUUGUCAGGUUGCUCUUGUGCCAGCUAGAUGUCUUAGCAUUUCACCCCGGCAAGUGCCAUCAGAUGCCAGCUUUCAUUCAGUAUGUUUUUCAGAAACUGAUCAUCCACGGGUGUUAAUUACAGGGGGACUAGGCCAGCUUGGAGUAGGACUUGCUAAACUGUUAAGAAAACGCUUUGGAAAGAACAACGUGAUUUUGUCAGAUAUUAGAAAGCCCCCUGAUAGUGUCUUCUAUAGUGGUCCUUUUAUCUACUCUGAUAUUUUGGAUUACAAGAAUCUUCGUGAGAUAGUGGUAAACAACAGGAUUACUUGGCUAUUUCAUUACAGUGCUUUGCUCAGUGCAGUUGGAGAAGCUAAUGUCCCUUUGGCAAGAUCUGUGAAUAUUACUGGACUGCACAACAUUCUUGAUAUAGCUGCCGAGCAUGGUUUGCGUCUCUUUGUUCCUAGCACAAUUGGUGCCUUUGGACCAACUUCCCCUAGGAAUCCAACCCCUGAUCUCUGCAUCCAAAGGCCAAGGACAAUCUAUGGAGUUUCCAAGGUUCAUGCUGAACUUAUGGGAGAGUACUAUCAUUAUAGGUAUGGGCUAGAUUUCCGGUGUUUAAGAUAUCCUGGCGUUAUCUCAGCAGAUUCCCAGCCUGGUGGAGGAACAACUGAUUAUGCAGUCCAAAUUUUUCACGAUGCUCUCAAGACUGGAAAGUUCCAAUGUAAUCUUAAACCAGACACCCGCUUGCCAAUGAUGUAUAUCGAUGACUGUCUUAGAGCUUCUUUGGAGAUCAUGGAAGCACCUGCUGAGCAGCUGAGCAUGAGGACUUACAACAUCAAUGCCAUGAGUUUUUCACCUGAGGAGCUGGUUCAAGAGGUCCAGAAGCAUAUUCCAGAACUUGAAGUUGCCUACAAUGUAGAUCCUGUUAGACAAGCCAUUGCUGACAGUUGGCCAAUGGUUUUUGAUGACAACAAUGCUCGCCAAGAUUGGCAAUGGAAACAUGAUUAUGAUCUUCCAGACCUGGUGACCACUAUGUUCAACUUCCUUAGCUCUGCCCGUUCCGUUUCCAGAGUUGCUCAAGUCAGCUAAGUCUUUAUAUGAUGCAGCCAUCAGAUGUCUCAGAGCGCUUCAUCUACUAAGAAUUGAAGAGCCUGCUAUUUGAACAUGAUUAUUGACUUCUCCGUUCGCUUUUCUUUUUGUUGAAGAAAUAUACAUGCAUAUACAGUGUAUUUGCUAAAGAUAUGCACACAUACAUACAGUUUAUACACAUACAUGCAUAUAUCGAGAAAAACUUUGUAUGUACUUCUGAAAGGUGUCUAUCUAUAGGGACCCUCAGGAAAUACUUGUUCAUUAGCUGCAAUUACUUUCCUAGUCCUAAAUGUUUAUUUGGAAUAUACUCUUUUGUUGUUUUGUUUUUUUAGCGCUAUGCAUGCUUCAGUAAGGAUUUGGAAGAAGUACUUUGGAACUCACAUGAACAUAUCAUCUUUUGCUAUUUAUUA